Cotesia congregata is the source of this 675-nucleotide messenger RNA. Lineage: Eukaryota; Metazoa; Arthropoda; Insecta; Hymenoptera; Braconidae. The record is from the annotation of a GenBank genome assembly.
AUGCCAACUUGGCUGGCAGCUGAUGAAAUUCCUGUGGCUGUUGUUCGCUCUCCAGUUGGAAACCAGACCGCUGAUACUAGCGCUGUUGCGGAUCUAUCAACGCCAUUAAAAAUAGCCGCCAUCUUGUCGACACUCGCGACUUUCAUCCGUUGUCUUUCCAUACAAGCGACAGUCUUCACCACAACCGCUCAUAUCGCUGCAAUAGUUAACGGAUUUUCCGGAGUGAUAAUAGGACCCGCAACAGCGCUAGUAUCAGCGGUCUGGUUUCCAACUGGAGAGCGAACAACAGCCACAGGAAUUUCAUCAGCUGCCAGCCAAGUUGGCAUGGCGAUUUCCUACGUCCUGGGACCAGGAUUAGUAGGAAUCAGUCAUGUCAAUAGUACAAUUUCUUUGCGUAGCCAAAAAUCAGCGAAUAUUUAUCGGAUGUUUCCGCUACCCGGAAUGUCUUUCGAUUUUACCGGGAAAAACCGCAGCGCCAUUCCCGCAGAAACGUCCGUUUAUCAAACUUCUCUUCAAAUACAAAUCAUGUCUUUAAUGAGAAUCGAGUUCGUUGUACAGUGCUUGGUAUUGAUCGGCAUUCUCACGUGGUUCCCUAAGCAGUCGCAAAUAUCCAACUCAAACAUCCAGGUUUCGACGCUUGGGCUCUUGGAGUCUCUAAUUAAAUUGAUCAAGUAA